AUGUGUGUGUGUGCGGGCAAAGGUAGAGGACAAAGACAGUGGGUUCCGCCAGCGAGCAGAAAGCAACUCCUGUUCAGUUGCAACGUGUGAAUUUCAGCCGUGGUCCCAUUCCUGGUGAAAGUGACCGGGAGAGAGAGAGAGAGAGAGGAAAGCACAGUCAACCAAGGGAAAAAAAAUAUUCCAACAUUAGUCCGUGAGGCAUUGCAGAUCGGGACAGGUACUUAAGAUUCCGGAAGAACUGGAAAUUCAGGUUGCAGCUCAGUUUUUUUUCUCCGGAAAACCCAGAGAGGAUUGUAAACCUUUCCGUCUCAGGAUGUUUGAAAAAAGGAUUGUUCUGAUCCUGGUGGAUGUCCUGUGUGUGAUUGUGGCAUUGUUACCAUUUAUCAUAUUGACGCUAAAGGCUAAACCAAAUAUGCAAGGAUUUUAUUGUGAUGACGACAGCAUAAAAUAUCCGUAUAAAAAGGAUACCAUUUCACACUGGCUGAUGGCAGCAAUUAUUAUUCCAGUCUCCAUCGUCAUUGUUGGUGUUGGAGAAGCAUUUAUGGUUCACCUAAAACUGUUGUAUUCAAGAUCUGAAUUCAAUAACUAUCUGGCUGCCUUGUACAAGGUGGUAGGAACCUUCGUGUUUGGGGCUUCAUUGAGCCUGUCAUUGACUUACAUUGCAAAAUACACCGUUGGACGUCUUCGGCCAAACUUUUUGGCAUUGUGUAAACUGAAUAUGUCAUCGGUGAACUGCUCACAGUACGUCCAGUCAUACAGUUGCACAGGGCCAGUUGCAGACGUCACAGAGGCAAGGUUAUCAUUUUAUUCCGGUCACUCGUCAUUUGGAAUGUACUGCGUGGUAUUUAUUUCACUGUAUUUGCAGGUCCGUUUGCAUGUAAAAUGGGCCAGGCUUUUGCGACCAACCAUCCAGUUCUUCCUGCUAACUUUUGCAAUUUAUGUAGGCUAUACCCGCAUCUCAGACUACCGACACCACUGGAGUGAUGUGUUAGUUGGAUUCCUCCAAGGAGCUAUUGUUGCUAUUUUAAUUGUGCGAUAUGUUUCAGAUUUCUACAAAGACAGACCCCUGUCUAACGAGGUAUUUGAAGCUUCAGGACCAGAGAGAAAACCCAACAUUCCUUUAACUGAAACCGAGCCUAUGAAUCACUAUGGAACACGACACAUUCCCUGACUGAUCCAUGUCCACUCCAUUGCCACAGAAACUAUGCUUUUCCCAUUGAGCAUUUAAAGGAAGCCUGGAAUUUCCUUCCUUAGUGUUUUUAAACUUUGUUCUAUUUACUGUGGCUCAGCAUUGAAGACACAUUUCAGUCUCUGGGGUAAAAGGAGCACUGACUUACUUUUUAUAUACUUACGACAAUGAGACCGGAUACAGAGAGGCUCACAGACGAAUAUUGUUGCUGUGUUCAUCACCGCAAAAACAUCUUGCCAGAACAUAUUAACGUUAUCUUCAUAUUAAAGGCAUUUUGCAAAAUUUGCAUGGCUGCCAUUUUUCAAACAACAAAAAAAAACAUUCUUUUGAUGCCUUGUGCUGUGUUUUGAUUGCAAGAUGUAGAUAGAGUUGGAAAGCUGAAUCUGUUGCCAGAUGAUUGCUAAUGCUGCUCUCUGUUAGAAGGUUUGUGUGCGUGACUCAGGACAAUGCUGUCUGAUUUUUCUCUCCGCUGUCCUCAUUUUUUUUUUGUUGUAGUCUUUCUAUUUACCCCUUACUAGACUGCUAGCUAACUCCAUGUGUAGUCAAAGAUGGAGAAAACACAGCAGGUUCCUUGCAAUUGUGUGUUUUAAGUGGAGAACUUGACCGAAUUUGUACCUGAUUCUGUGAAACACCACUGAGGGCGAUUUUAAUUUGAUAAGGGACUCAUUGUGAAUUCGCUAACAAAAAAGGAACUUAGAUUGCCUGCACUGUUGAGAUUUCGAUAUCCCCACCCUUCCUCCAAAGUACAAUAGACUGUUCAGGACUGGGCUGAAUUGGCUGCUUUCUGUAAACUCAACGUUUGCUCAGUGUUUGCUCUCUUUUUGUUUGCACCCACUGCUCAGGGUGAGCUAGGGACAGACUCAAAGCAGCCUAACCUUUCUGUUCCUGAUCAUGACUUAUCUGAUUUCCACAGUCAUCAUUUAUGGACAGCAUUAAGCUCAACAUUGAUGUCUCUAUCCUUCUGUGAGCAAAUAAUGAGCUAUCACUGACUGACUGGAUUUAGCUUGGAAUGGUCCUCAUAGCUGUUCAACAAUCCCCAGCAUUGCUCACUGAGUGUUGGAGAGGAAGAAAGAAAAUUGAAAGUAUAAAACCUGAUUAGAAUUUAAUUGAUAAGGAUUUUGAACACAUGCUUUAAUCUGAAUGCUUUACUGCCAAGUGCCAAAUCUAGGACUGAUGUGUUUACAAUUUGUAAUCCAGUAAUACUACAGUCUCUUUAAGUAGUAAUAUCUUCUGAAGCACGCAAGACAAAUUAUUUCAGUGAACCCUUUUACCCUUCUUAGCUGCUUAAUGAGUACGAUGAGUCACUGAGAACUGGAACAAAGAUUAAUUCCUUGUCCUAAGACAAGAGACUGAAUAAUCCAAGCAAUAAUAUAACCACUAACUUUAAUAUAAACAGAAACUGAGCUAACACAAAAGCAGGGAGGUGGAAGACUCCCUGAAAGAAUUGCCUUGAUCAGCUUCCCUUCAGUAGUCUCUAUUCUAUAUUAAAAGAAAAUGGCAGCUAUUUGGCAGUGAAAUGUCUUAACAAUCUUGGUCCUGACAGGCUCUUAUUAAGUUACUUUUGUACAUGUAAUGGACUGACCCUAGCUUUUAUAUCCAGUAUGAUGUUACUGUGAGGAUAUUUCAAACUGCCAUGAGAUCAAAGUUCACUACUAAUUCUAUUCAGUUCAUUAUGAAGUCUCUGAUCAGACCAUAUGAAAAUUCAGAGCAAACUUUGCAUUUGUAACAAGCCUUGCAUUUGUAUCAUGACAGAGCUACAGCAUAGUAUAGAGGUACAUUCCAAAACUUUGGACUUAAUGGCACCUAACUAGCUCCAGAUCUACAGUAAGACAUUGCCAAGGUUUCCUACAUGAAAUAUGAAUAUUGCAGGUUUGUUUUCUGAACACCUAAUGGAGUUGCCAAAAUUUCUCAAAGUGAGGUAGCCAAUAGGUGCCAAUUGAGAUGAGCCAUUUGAACCUCUAUGUACCAAGUCUUCUGCCCAAAGGAGAACCAUGAUCCACUUGUCUCUACUCUCCUCUCAAAUGAGUUCCAGAAGAUUGAGCUCCACAUUGCUUAUACUUGUGCAUUUGGAUAUAAAAUAAGCAAAUACGAAAUUAGUACAAUAGUAAUCCAGAAAUUAGAGGGCAUGUGUUCCUAUUUAUAUGGGCACGUUAAAUGUCUAUAUACAGGUAUUGCAGAUGUAACCAUACUCUAUUUUAUCCCACUCACUGCAGAUGUGUCAACAGUUCUUGAAAUGUUUGGUUUGAAACUGAACCUUAAAGCCUUUUUUAUUUUGUAUAUAAUUACAUAUGUAUUCUAGACACUAACAAACCUAAUUUAGGAAAUGAAAUUUAUCUUGUUGUGAAAAAUUGUUCAGGUCCAGAAUUAUACUUCACCAAUACACAAAAUGAUAUGACAUAUACAAUAGUUAUUUGUAGAGCUUAUUUUAUAAAAUCAAAAAAGUAAAAACAAAGUCUCACAAUUCCUCUAAAAUAUUCACAAGCAUAUGUAUAUUUUUUAAGGCAGUCUUUUUUUCAAAACUAUUAGUACAGUUCAAAUUUUUAUAGCGCGGUCAAGCUCACUGAAUUAAUUGUAAAGUUACUUUAGGUUUGUGGGUAAAAAAUAGUAUUUCUGGUGAAAUUUAUUAAUUUUCUUUUGUUUAUAAAUGCAGUAUAAAGAUGAGAGAUUUUAUUAAUGAUGCAUUAAAGUGUUUUUUUUUAAA
Molecule: messenger RNA, 3890 nt
Organism: Hemiscyllium ocellatum (epaulette shark)
Lineage: Eukaryota; Metazoa; Chordata; Chondrichthyes; Orectolobiformes; Hemiscylliidae
Product: phospholipid phosphatase 2-like
Exons: 7
Coding region: 314-1171 (285 amino acids)
Biological process (GO): phospholipid metabolic process; signal transduction; phospholipid dephosphorylation
Molecular function (GO): phosphatidate phosphatase activity
Source: RefSeq, a predicted model, not a curated record